Cercospora beticola is the source of this 2227-nucleotide messenger RNA. RefSeq names its product DUF3716 domain-containing protein. The record is from RefSeq and is a predicted model, not a curated record. NCBI's taxonomy places the organism in Eukaryota, Fungi, Ascomycota, Dothideomycetes, Mycosphaerellales, Mycosphaerellaceae.
UCUAAAUGAAAACAUUGGUGACAAGACAUUUCGUUGCGGAGGCUUUUCCUGAUGCCAGGGUGCCCGGCUGGUCAUUUUGCAGACUUUCCCACGAUGUCACGCUCUGUAGGCUUGUCCAUUCGAGCAUUUGCGGCAGGCCAUGCUUGUUCUUCCGAUGGUUCACGCGUCUCGCGUCGGUCACGCUUUUCGAAUUGUUUAGCGACUUCAGCAUCUGCCGGUGGUUGGCAUACGAUACGACUUUGCUGAAAGUGCUUCGCCACCGCAACGCACAUGAUGGGUCGAGCAUCAAAACAUAGCGCCACGGAUCACUUCAGUACCAUGGAAUGGCCAAUUGCUCAAGUCCUAAGAAAGAAGGUCGAUGGAGACAGGACGCUGUACCUAGUCCGAUGGAAACCUACAAUGCUCAAUCGCAACGAAGUCCACCUCGGAGACAAUGGCAUCUCAUACGCCUUCUCCAAUGGUCGGGAAUGGGAAAUCGAAGACGUCACGCGCUGCAGCGGCGGUGUGUACGAAGUGACCUGGACCGACACUUGGCAAGAAUACAGCGACCUAGCCGGAACAGAAGACGACUUAAUCGCCGACUUUGAGGCCGGCGUCCUCCCGCCUGAAGAAGCUGCGGAGUAUGCGUCAAUGGAGAUGCCGUUUGAUAUCUUCGUACCGGAUCCCAAUGCGGAUUAUACCGAUAGUUUUGUGGCGAAGCUCACGGAUGAGUUGAGGAAUGGGGAGGCGACUCGGAGGAAGUGGCAGAAGGUUCCGAUUUGGGUGGCUUGUUUGGAUUUGCCUACGCGCAAUCGGUUGGUGUUUCGGAAGGGGUAUAGUGAUCGGAGGAAUGUCGUGAAUAUGUUGCCGGAUACGGCGAGGUUGGAACAUCGCAGGAUUUUGUCGAUUCAUCGGACGGGGAAUGCGAUGGCUAGGGGGUGUGAGGAUUGUAGGGAGGGGAAAGGUGCAUUGCGGCGGUGUGUGGUCGAUCGGCAUGGUUCGGCGUUGAAUGGGUCUUGUACGAACUGCAGUAUUGGGGGGAGGAUGGCGACGUGCUCGUUCAGUGGCAGAGUGCGGAAAGUGAGCCACGAGGCAGCACGCACGAGCAAUGCAAUUGUCAAGAUCAAGAAGGAGUCUCGUGAUCAGUUUGGCAAGGCUCUGUACAAGCCGGCAGCUCCUUCGGCAAAGCGUGCACUCGAGUUCGAAGACACAUCCUCGGCAGUCAAGAAGCGAGUUGCACGUCCUAUAGCUUUUACCACAUUUACGCCGCCAGCUACAGACCACAAUGAUCGUCUGGCUUCGGAGCAGCUUCUGGACGACAUCAAACGUGAGACGUCCGUGUUCACCGGCGUUUGGGAUGAUAUGGCGGCCAUCAAACGUGAGACAUCCGUGUUCACUGGGGCAUGGGAUGACAUGUAUGUGAGUAAUCACAUUGGUGGCCCUGCCGACUGGAGCUCUCCAAAUGUCAAGGACGAGGAGGGACAGGUCCGAGGUGAUGAUGAUGACGAUGACGAUCUGAAAGUGAUGGAUGCGGAUGCAGUCGAGCCUGGCGAGCAGAAUCAUGUUCAGGAGAUGGAGAUCAGGCAGCCUUCCUCGAAGCGCGCGCCGAAGCCGUCGAUGGAUGAGGCGGAGGAACGCAAAGCUCCAUCAGUCUCGCUACCCAAAGCGGACGCAAAACCUCGCAGCGCUGAGGAAGUACGUCGCAAUCUGCUGGCGCGGUUUCAGAAUCCUGUCAGCUCGAGCAAUGCUUUGCCGCCAUCGGGAAGCCGAAGGUCGCAAAGGAGACGUGAAGCGAAGCGUGCACGCAAGGCAGCGACGACGGCAUCACUUUUGGAAGUCAGCUCAAAGCCGGCGUCACAAUCCUCCGAUACGUCCACCAACGCUGUGACUAUGACGGACUUGGAUGUGGAAGCAGCACAAGAUCUUCUGGACCGCUGUCUUCCGCAACAGUGGAACAUGUUAAUGAUGGCUUGGGAACUGUGGAUGCAAGAGUGUAAGGAGGAAGGCAAGGUGCAGCCUUUCACGAGUGGUUAUCACUUCUUUGCGGCGGUUUGGAUGGAUGAGUUGAGGGCUGGUGCGGUGUAGAGAUCGUCAGCGCAGGUGUGCAUUGCUUCAGCUGGCUGAAGAGUGCGAGCAAGUGUUGUAGACAUCAAUGGCUGGACACGGGGUUGAUUUCUUGAGCGUAUGCUUCCAUCCAGAAUCAAGAUGGGACGAGCUGUUGAGAAUUAAAGUGAGUGUUGCAAGAACG